AUGGAUGUACCAGAGGGGAAUGGAAACCCUUUGGGCAAUGGACUCGGUCGAGCUAGGCAAACUCGACCGAUUGGUCUAGGAGAUGCUCCAAACCGCCACCAACAGAGACAAGGGAUUGUUCCACCACCAGUGCAGAACCACAACUUUGAGAUCAAGCUGGGAAUGAUCAACCUUGUUCAGAACAAGAUGUUCCAUGGAUUGCCAAGUGAAGACCCCAUUGACCACCUUGAUGAGUUUGAUAGGCUUUGUGAUUUGACAAAGAUCAAUGGUGUCUCUGAAGAUGCCAUCAAGCUGAGACUCUUUCCUAUGUCUCUAGCUGACAAAGCUCACCAAUGGGAGAAGAGCUUGCCCCAUGGCACAAUCACCACUUGGGAUGAAUGCAAGAAGGCCUUUCUUGCUAAGUUUUUCUCCACCGGUCGCACAGCCAAGCUUAGGAGGAGAUAUCGAGCUUCAUACAGCGAAACAAUGAGACAUUCGCAGAGGCUUGGGAGAGGUUCAAAGCUACACAAGUAUAGGGAGAUGCUUGACACAGCCAGCAAUGGGAACUUCCUCAAUCAGGAUGUGGAUGAUGGCUGGAGCUUGUGGAGAACAUUGCAAACUCCAAUGGAAGCUAUGGAGAAGAGUAUGGAGAAGAGUAUGAUCGCACCAAUCGGAGCUCGACCCACCACUCGAUCGAGUCAGAUGAAAAUUGAGAAAAGAUGUUAA
This is a messenger RNA of Microthlaspi erraticum, 705 nucleotides long. The record is from the annotation of a GenBank genome assembly. Lineage: Eukaryota; Viridiplantae; Streptophyta; Magnoliopsida; Brassicales; Brassicaceae.